This is a messenger RNA of Zootermopsis nevadensis, 10790 nucleotides long. RefSeq names its product ATP-dependent RNA helicase bel (gene bel). The record is from RefSeq and is a predicted model, not a curated record. Gene Ontology annotation, molecular function: ATP binding; nucleic acid binding. Lineage: Eukaryota; Metazoa; Arthropoda; Insecta; Blattodea; Termopsidae.
CUAAGGAGAAUGUAAUCAUUGACAAUGUCCUUUGUCCAUUGAGAUCUUCUUGUAAAGACGACGCCUGAAAGAAGAGCUCUCUAAACAAACGUCUUGAUUAAUAGUAAUAUGAGUAAUGUACCCAACCAAAAUGGAUCAGGUCUAGAGCAGCAGUUUGCUGGUCUGGACUUGCAGGGCGGCCGCCAGCAAUCAGGUGGCCGCUACGUGCCCCCACAUCUUCGUAAUAAAGUAGCAACAGACUAUCAAGGGGGCGAGCAACAGUACUACGACAGUCGGGAUAGUCGGGAAUACCGCAGCCAGGGGAGAGGGAAUUAUUCAAGAGGCAGUCAACAAGGUCGUAGUGGCGACUACGGUAGCAGUUACCGCAACAGGCGGAACGAAGGAAACUAUAGUGGUCAGCCAUACACUAAUGGAGGAGAUCACUGGGGAGGAGAAGGAGGUAGCUACCGCCCUGCAAGCAGGGAUAGUGAUUGGGGUGGUCGAGGAGGUGGCCGUUGGCAAGAAAGAGGAGGAAAUGAACCUCCCCCACCACGCAAUGAUCGGUGGCAGGAACCACAAGGUGGACGAAACUUCAGUGGUGGCGGCGGUGGCGGCGGCGGCGGCAGCAGCAGCAGUGGUGGUGGUGGAGGAGGAGGAGGAGGAAGUAGUAGCAACAGUGGAGGAGGUCGCUGGAAAGAAGGCCAUUCUCAGGAGGUGGACUGGACCGUUCCCACAGCAAGGGAUGAACGUCUUGAAUUUGAGUUGUUUGGUUCAGGCAAUACUGGUAUCAAUUUUAACAAAUAUGAGGACAUUCCCGUGGAGGCGACGGGAGACAACGUACCAGAUCACAUUAUCAGUUUUGAUGAUGUGCAGAUGACUGAGAUAAUCUCCAAUAACAUUGUACUGGCACGAUAUGAUAAGCCAACACCAGUGCAGAAAUACGCUAUUCCAAUUAUAAUGGCUCGGCGGGAUCUAAUGGCCUGUGCCCAGACAGGAUCUGGUAAAACUGCUGCUUUUUUGGUCCCAAUUCUAAAUCAGAUGUAUGAAAGAGGACCACAGCAAGCUAUAAUCAAUGUUAGGUCGUAUGGUCGUCGCAAGCAGUACCCACUUGGCUUGGUGUUGGCCCCAACCAGGGAAUUGGCUACUCAAAUAUAUGAUGAGGCUCGCAAAUUUGCAUAUCGUUCCCGCUUGCGUCCUUGUGUUGUGUAUGGUGGUGCCAAUGUGGGGGACCAAAUGAGAGAACUGGAUCGUGGUUGUCAUUUGCUGGUGGCUACACCAGGACGUCUUGUUGAUAUGCUUGAACGAGGAAAAAUUGGACUUGAGAAUUGCAGGUAUCUGGUCUUGGAUGAAGCAGAUCGUAUGUUAGAUAUGGGUUUUGAACCACAGAUCAGACGUAUUGUACAGCAAGAUGCAAUGCCUAAAACUGGUGAGAGACAGACACUUAUGUUUUCUGCAACAUUUCCCAAAGAGAUCCAGAUGCUGGCCAGGGACUUCCUAGAUAAUUACAUAUUCUUGGCAGUUGGUCGUGUUGGCUCCACAUCAGAGAACAUUACUCAGAAGGUAGUGUGGGUAGAAGAGCAUGACAAACGCUCAUUUCUUCUUGACCUUCUAAAUGCAGCUGGAUUGAACCAACCAACACCUGAAUCGUUGACUCUUGUGUUUGUGGAAACUAAAAAGGGAGCAGAUUCUCUUGAAGAAUUUCUUCAUCAUGAAGGCUAUCCAGUUACAUCAAUUCAUGGUGAUCGUAGUCAGAGAGAACGGGAGGACGCACUGCGAAGAUUUCGUUCAGGAGCAACCCCCAUUCUUGUGGCUACUGCUGUAGCUGCCCGUGGUUUGGAUAUUCCACAUGUGAAGCAUGUAAUAAACUUUGACCUUCCAUCAGAUGUUGAAGAGUAUGUUCACCGCAUUGGACGAACAGGCCGCAUGGGUAAUUUGGGUUUAGCAACGUCUUUCUUCAAUGACAAGAAUCGUAAUCUGGUCCGAGACUUGGUGGAACUGAUAGUAGAAACAAAACAAGAAUUGCCUACAUGGCUGGAGGCCAUGGCAUCUGACCAACGAAUGCCACAGAAUAACCGACGCAGUGGUGGUGCUGGAAAGAGAUUUAGUGGAGGUUUUGGCGCAAGAGAUUAUCGUCAGCAAGGUGGAAGUCGUUCGGGAUCUUCAGGAGGUGGUGGAGGUAGGAAUACAGGAGGUUACGGAGGUUAUGGUAGUGGUGGAGGACAUUCAGGUUAUUAUGGAGGAAAUAGCAGUGGGGGUGGCUAUGGAGGCUCAUACUCAAGUGGAGGUGGUGGUGGGCCAGACUGGUGGGGUAGUUAGAUGCAUCAUCCCUGGAACUGAACUGCCAACCACCAGCUCGAGUCAUCUCAUGGUACUGUAGUCAAGCUAAAUUCACAUUACAUAAAUUCUGCAUUCAUGAAACAUACAUGGUCUUUGUGUUGUUAAAGUGGCUAAGCCAUAUACGAAAAUAAAAGUGCAUCAGACAACAAUGUACUUGGUGGAUUUUUGGAACAUAAUACUUAUUACUACUUCAUGAGAGAAACUUAACUAUAAAAGCAACAGUGUGCGGUUUAUUGAGCUUAGGGUUAUAAUUUCUUCUCUCUUAUCACUUUCUCGUGUCAAUAAAUGCACAUGAAAGGAAAUCAUCUGUUUACUUGACACGUAAUAUUAAAAUGAGUUGUUUCUUCCUGCACCUGAUAAUAAUGAAAUAUGAGUACUAGUAGUUGAAAAUUUCUUGGUUUUGAUCAAAUGUUUGUCAUUUCUUGCACAGAUGGGAAUUUACAAGUUCCUCUUUUUUCCUAGUUUCUUGAAAAUUUGUAUCUAACACCUAAUUUGAAUUCUGUGUAUUAUUAUUACUAAGUAAUUUUUUUAAAAUGCAGUAAUGGUAAAGAGCCUAGUUGUGCAUGUUGUAAAGAGCAGCAGCAGUAGCAGCAGCCCCUGCCUGCAGAGCAAAUAUAUUGGAAAAUAAAAUGAACAUGUCAAAUGUUGAUGAUUGAACAUUGUAGAACUUUAUCUUAACGUAUGAAGUUGAGAGCUGCAAGAUGGCCAGGCGAGUAUUUUCAGGAGAGUGAGCAGUAUGUGCUGGAGCUUAUCACAUUGGAAUUGUAUUUUUGUGAGUAGAGAAGUCAAUGGUAUUUCAAAGGUGGAUGGACUUUGGAGAGCUGUAGUUAUUCGGAUUCCAAUGAGGAAAUGUCUGUUCAACAGUGGAGCUAAGAUUAAUACACGAUAAUUAACAUACAUAGACUUUCUAUGUUAAUGAACACAGAUGAACUUUGAAAUAAAAGACUUCAUGUGAGCUGAUUCAUUUGAAGUGAUGGAAAUAUUCUUGAAUAACUGAAAAUUUAAAGGAAAUUGUGCACUGUAAAACUUCAGAUGAGCUUUGGAGCAGAAUUGAGAUUGUUCAUGUUCAUUCUGAGACAUAAAAGUUGGAGAGGAAAGUUCCUUUGUUUACUUGCUGCUGUUGAGGCAUAUUGCCUUCUUUGCUGAAGUGGCCAGAGGCCAACUGGAGAAAGGUGAAGUAAAUGAUUUAUGUGGUGAGUAUCACCAAAUAUAAUACUCGAUAAAAUAGUGGACUUUGAAGGGUGUGAAAAGUUUGGGGUACGUAUGUAGCGUGAAUGGGGUAGAGAAAACAAAGGCCCAAAAAAAACUGAAGCUUUAAUACACUACAUUUCCUAUUUAUACGUACGGUAUUAUUUAUGUGCAAUAAGUAUAGGAAUAUGAAUGCCAAGUUUUUUUUUCCUUGUGUGUGAUACAGUUGAAUCUCGUAUAUCAUAUGAUACAAAAGAUCUUUUAAAAACACACUCAUUCAACACAUCCUUGUACAAAAGUUACGGGUUUUCACAGGUAUCUUGUCGCAGAAAAGGGAGGGAAAGGAGUAUGUGGCAUAAGUGUAAACUAUACAGUUUUUAAAAGAAGUAGCCAUUUCAUUACCAUACUUUAUUGUGUUAUAAAAAUGCAUUAAUAAGCAAGUCAUACCCUGGGAAAAAUGUACAGUAUACAUUUUCUCAGUUUAUGUGGUGGUGCUGCUAACAUUUUUCAUCAUAUGAAAGAAGUGGCAGCUUGUUGCUAAUGAAGCUAAUAAAAUGUUAUUUUAUUUAAUAUUAUUUUCCUAUUAACAUUAACAGUAAUGAGAGGUGUGUGUACAUUUCAAAACCAAGAUUUUGGUUCUGUUGGGUAGCCUAUACUAGGCAUCCUCACAAUAUUCAUUCUUAGGCUUGAAACGUAGCAGAAAGGUGAAAUGCUUCUUCUGCGAUUGAUAACUGGGAUUUAUUCCUAGUUUAAGUACUUUUCAAUCUGUUGACAGUUUAUCAAGGAUAUUGUUUGGUGACUUUAAUGCUUAAACCCUUGAACAAUUAUUUUUGUGAAGGGAAAUUAGAAUUGUCCUAUGACUAAAUUAUUUGAAAAUCUCUUCAAACAUAAAAAUUAGUAUCUUAGAAUUCUACACGAAAUAGUGUUUAGGAAAUGUGGACUUCGAAUUCAUAGUCAGCAAGUAACACCGUAUUUUCAAAUAUUUUAACUGAUGUGAUCUUUCCAUUUAAUAAUAUGAUAGCCAUAAUUGCACUUGAUUGGACCUGAUCUCACAUGGCUAGAGGUUAUUUUUACAAGCUAUUGGUUAGGCUGUGAAAGUGAAAAAUAAUUUUUUAUGCAUUUGGAAUAUAUAACUACAGCAUAUAUCAAUAUUAUUCCAUUAUCUUGACAUUAAAGGUAAUAAUGCGCUUCCUCACCUUCAUUUAGGUACACUGCUUUUUAUUGAGAUCAGUAAUUUUGUUAGUUGGUCUAACAAAGUUGUAUCCUGCUACAUAUGGAAAUCAUGGCCCCUUGCAAGUAAUUAAGAAGCUAGUGCUGAAGAGCAAAGCAGAAGUUGGAAACACGCCAGUACCCCAAGCAAAUUGUUUUCACGCUAAAUAUUAAAUAAUAUGAAGUAAAUUAUAUGAAAAUCUAAAGAAUUGAAGGUAAUAGGCAAUCAGGGGGCUGUUGCAUUUUUACUCUUUCCUAUGUUUGGAAACAGAGUUACAAAGUAAUGUAUUUUCUCAUUUAUGUUAUCUUCAUGUUAAUCAUCAAGAGAACUAUUCUUCAUUCAUUAGUUAAUCUUAAUAUUCACAUUCUGAUCAAUUAACUAGUUUUAAGAAAACAUAUGUAUUGAAAUUGUAUGUGUGAUGCUUAACUGUAGGUGAUUUUGUAGAAAUUAUGGUUUGGUGAAAGUCAGUAUGUCUUGAAAGUGUAAAUUGGCUUGGUUAAUUGGGUCUCCAGUUUUAAAUUAUGAUUGUCUAUAAUGUCUGUUCAUGGGAUGUUAUAUAAUUUUAAUCUGGAGUUUGCUUGGUUGGGAUUGUGGUUUUUUUUUCUUUAGAAACAAAUACUUGUUUUGAAUUAAAAAUUUUGAGACCAUUGUCUCUUAUAUAUGAAAGGAGCUGUACUUUAAUAUUAUGUAUUAAUUUGCAGGUGUAUUGUUAAAUUGGAUUACACAUCUUAAAUUUCCAAACAUCUGUCAUGGUUGUUGUUUAGAACUUGGAUUUGUGUGUGUAUAUUUGUAAUUGUUUGGCCAUCUGCUGGUCUUCAAAAUGACCCUUUGUUCAGACAUUACUGUCACGGUAGUGAGUAGGAGAGUUUCAUUUGUAUAUGCUUGAGACCGUACAAGUUAGAACAUUAUUAAACAAACAGGGUUGCUAUUGUUGUAUACUGCUAGAAUCGUUCCAUAAUAUCUCCAUCCAGCAAGAUUUAAAUAUGGUUUUAAAUUGCACUGAAAAUUAAAUUUUGGGAUUAUGAUUUUACAUUAAAUUUUAGGAUUAUAAGCAUGUACACAACACCAAACAUUUGUACUAUUAGUAGGUAGGUUUUGAGGUUUUCAUGUCAGUGAGUGUGAAGACGGCUGUCUUGGUUGUGGCCCCAUAUGGUCUGAUAGAAGUUUAUGAUUGCCCUGAUGGUGGAUGCAGCAAGGACCUCUGUAACAUUGGUAGACUUCUGUCAGGCUAUAUGACAGUACAACCCAGAAAACAGCCAUCUUCUAUUUGUACUUUUGUUUUAAACAACUAUUUCUUAAACCAAACGUUUUGGUGGUUAUUAUGUGAUAACUUUGUGGUGAUGUACUUUGAUUGGUAAACAUGUUUUUCUGAAGUUAAGACCUUAUUAACCAAGUGCAUUUGCAAGUGAACUGUUGAGUCAUGUUAGACCAUGAUUUUGAACUGAUCAGAGGGCCUGAGCUACCAUCAUACAUGCUUAUAUUUAAUUUGUUUAUUUUCCUCUGAGCCCAAUAUGAUUGAAUUUGUAACAUAAAUUUAGGCUUGCAUUUGGUAUUUAUGUUCUUCAUGAUUUCUUAAAUGUGAUUACUGCCAAAUAAAAGUUGCAUUAAGUUCAGCUGCAGCAAAUUAGUGUUGUCUCACUAUAUAGAGCAUUGUGUGUAUGAAAUAUUCUAUAGUUAACAUAAUUUGAUUACGAAUUUCUGACAGCAGUGAUUAUUUAAUUAUUAGUGGCUGAUUUUCACUCAUCAGGAGAUUAUUAUAUUUGAUGUACUUCAAAACCUUUUUGAGUUCAGUGGAUCACGAGUCUUUGAAAUACUUUAUGUGUGAAAUACAUUGUACAAGGUUUCUUUUGGUGCUUUGUUACAGUAUUCCAUAUAACAUAGUCUCUAGUGUGCUGCAUCUUGUCCACAUUCGUGUGACAAGACAGUUGACAUUUUUUGGUUAUUUCUGGAAACAAAAUAGCUUGGCACCAGGAGAAACAUUUGUCACAAUAUACAGAACAUUCACAGGAAUGCUGAUAAAUUCACUUUAACACAAAUAUUAUCAGGAUAUUGUAUGAGAAAGCUUUGCACUGUACCAUAUGCAGUUUGUGUGUUAUGGACUAGCUAGAUUACUCAUAAUAGAUCUGCAGAAUGCUUAAUAUAACUUCUAAAAGUUAUAAAUAAAAAUAUUUAAAAAAAACAAAUGUUUACCCAUGUGAGCUCUCAGAAGUCAUUAUUUACUGCAGAUUCUACAUAAGCUACAUUAUGCAUUAAAUCAUCUGUGUGUCAUGUAUGGUUUGUGCAUUACGUGUUAAAUUAAUUUGUUGUGCCCUUUUGAAUUUUACCAUGAUUUAAUCUGUGAUGAGGGCAUGUUCACUCUGUUUUACCUGCUUUGAAUGUUAAGUGAACAACUUGUGUUGAACAUGAAAUUCAUCAGAUUUGUUGCAAAUUCAGUUUUGUUUGUUUGCUGUGGCAGGUUAGUGUUGGUAACUCUUGAGAUUAAAACUGCUUGUUGUGAAUGUUCAGUAUAUUUGUGGGAUGAUGACAUCCUUUGUGGUGUAACAUUGAUGAUAAUAAUAUAGCAGUAUUACUACAUUCAGUCAUAUAUUGUUGUCUUACAAAGUGUAUCUUUUGAAAGGUCAGUGGUAUGAUGUAUAAGGGAAGGCAGUUUCAGGUGCUUCCCACAGUAAAUACCAAGGGCAUGUACACAUACAGGGAAACAAACUUUUAUCCACUCUUCAUUGAAAUUGAAGUGAGAAAAUGAGAGUACUGUUGGCAAGCAUCAUACUGCAGAUUGCUUAGUCAUUCAGUUUUAACAGCACAUUGUUCACCAAGAAGCUGGUGACAAAAUAAUCUGCAACUACAGUGCUAGUAAACAUUUCACCAUACAUCAUGUUGAAAAACGUUUUUUACCCCAAGGUAUUAAUCUAGUUUGUAAAGCAGACUGGUUUACAAAAUGAUAAUGGAACUCUUUAAAUAUGUUUAUUAUUGGUUUUUUGCUAAAACAAGCAGUGAUGUUAAGAUGUGAAUGAAGUUUGAAUUUCCUUUUUACAUAAUUAAGAUCCUCUAAGGAUUUGACUGAUAAUGUUGCUCGUAGCUUUGAUACUUGAAUAUUGUGAGAAUUACUUGAAAUAUCUUUGGUCUGGAAUAGAAGUAAAUGUUUGAACUGAGAGAAACAAUGAAAAUAUUACAGCGCAACAUAAUACACUCAAUCCAUUAGAGGCUCGUAAUUAUGUAGGCAUGUAGUUACUGCAGGCGUAACUAUAGAAUGUAGCUGUACUGUGAGUAUUGUUAGAGUCUCAGGAUAGCUGUAUGAGUGAAGGGUAAGGUUUUUGAAAUCAGAUUUUUAACAAGUAAAAGAUUUGAUCAAGCAUCGUGAGGGUAUUUGCUAGUAAAUAACUUUUUCUGUGACUGUUUCAAGCAGAAAAUUCAUGAUUCUACAAGAACUCUAGUUCGUUGUUGUGGAUUUUCCUCCCCAUUGCUAUUUUCCCUUUUUGCCGUCCCUGUUCCAGUUUUACAGAAUUCAAGAUGAAAUAAAAAUGUUGGCAGAUUCUGAGAACUUGAAUAGUUACUAAAACACACACAUACACAUAAUCCUCACACCAAUGUGAAGUUUUUGAACCCAGUCAUCAUACAAAUAUCCUACCAUGUUGUAGAGAAGUGGUUGUUUACAAAAAUUAUACCUAAAUUAGGAUAAGAAAUUGUUAAAAAAAGUAAGAAUACUGCCAAUGUAAGAUGCUUGGUUGAGAAUUUACAUGAAGGAUUUUCAUGUUACAAGAAAGGGGAAAGUACUUCAGCUGGUGACUAUUUCAAAACAGACAGUAUUUUUUGAGCUUUUUGAUCUCAGAAACAGUUCCCCGUUGUGCCGGGAUCAAUUAAUGGAAGUAGUUUACAUAUGUUUUUAAUUCCAUGGUCUUCCAAGAGACAUUGGAAUCGUUUGCUAAAAUGGCUACAUCUGUGAUGUUGCAAGGCCUGCAACCUCCUGUAGUAUGAACAGUAUCUACAAAUUUUUGUGUGCUAUCAAAUAUCAUGUGCUGUUUGAAUUGCAGAAUAGUCAAAAUGUAAUUUUCAAAAGAAUUUGGAUAUUACAUUUGUGUGAACCUUUUUCAGUGCCAUUGUCCUUUAUCUUGCCACUUAACAGUGCAAACACAUUUAUUAAAUAAAGAAGAUGCUUUUAAUUCAUCCAUGGUAUAAAUCCAUAGACAACAAUAAUAAUUAAUUCAAUUAUUUAUUUUAACAUCCUAACUCAACAGCUGCAGGAGCCAGUUAUAAUAAUGAUAACAAUAAAAAAAUUAUACUUUUUUUUAAAAAAAAAUGAAACCUGAAUAUUUCUCUGGUUUGUGUUUACUCUUCCAUGAUCAUGUUAUGUUUAAUUGAAAAUAAUGUGCAGUUCUUGAUGUAACUCAGAUACUUUGUAUUCUUGUUCAUCUAUUCAAUAUCUUAAUCACAUUUGGAAAUGAUUUGAAAUGUAGGGGGUUAAGUAAGGCGCAUAAACAUUAAUGAUAAUAUUAAUAGUAGUUCCUAAUAGUUGAUUUUCAGAAAUAGAUAUGACCUGUUGCUUCAUUCCUGCCAUGAACUUGACAAUUUUGGGAUUAAACAAACAUGGCAGUCUUAUAUUCCUUGUCUUGUGUUUAAAAUGAAAAUGAGGGUGCUUGUUAUGUGCUUAGAAGUAAAUGUGUUGUUUUUAGUUCUUGAUCAUUAAUGAGUACAAACAUGUACACAUUCCCGGCACACAUUAAAUGUUUCUGACUAUUUUACAUUAAGCACACUGUUUUGAGCAACUCUUCAGGGUGUUACUAAUCAUUCCAGAGCACCAGUGAAUUGUGUCUAAAAUUAUUGAAAAUAAUUUAUAUAAUUACAAAAUUCUCUUAUGUGAAUGUAAUAAUGAAAAUGUUCUUUUCAGUGCUUACACAAAGUAGUAAUUUUGACUAGUUUACUUGCUUGUUAUGAUUGGUACUGAUAAAUGCCCUGAUUUUAAGAAACCCUGUGAUGAAAAGUUUGUAAUGCUCAAAGAAUAGUGUGUUUGAUAGACAAGUGAACUUAAGCAACAAGCAGCAACAUGCUGGGUUGCAGUUACAGUGAUUUACGUUACAUGAAAGAUUCUGCUCUCUUCCAUCACGAAAGUGCUAUUCAUGUUGGUUAUUUGAGGGGGGGCUGAAUCAUUGAAUGAUAGUUUGGGUCUAUGGAGUACAGAGUUAAGUAAACUCCUUGGAUAUCUGGACCAAACAUUUUCUUAACAUUUCCGUGCCAACAAAAUGUGAAUAGCAAAAUACAGUAACAAUAUUUGAGAAAAGUGGUGUCACAGGUACAUAAUAUGAAAGAAAGUGCAUGUAUACAUUUCAAUUACUUGGACUGCUCGUGUCUGGAGACUCUUUGUUACAUGAAUAUUCCAAGCUAAUGAUUCGUCACUUCCCAGAGCCACUGCCAAAGAAUGGUUGGUCUGAUUAUUAUAUAUUAUACAGAAUGAAUGUGUGCAUGUGUGUCUGUAGUGUGAUUGUCGUGUGAAAGAGGACAUUAACAAGUUAUUUUGAAAGAAAAUUGUGUGAAUUUUAUUAAUGAUACAAAAAUGUAGUGAAAUAUUUCAUAAAAUCUGUAUACAGUGGAAAGGGAGGGGGAAUUCCCCUCUAGUUAUUUAUAACCAAAUGGGAAAUGUGAGAAGUUAUCCUGUGUACCUGUGAUAGUCACACACUGAACAUAGUUCAAUGAGACGUAUAUGUAGUUCUUCUGCAGUUCUGUCCCAUAAUUUAUGUUUCUUGCCCUUCAACUUAUUUUUGUGUGGAAGUCUCAUAAAACAUUUCAGUAGUAAUUUUAGAUCAUUCCUUUAAGUUGACACGUUUUAACAGUUCCAUGUUCUCUUGAGUUUGUCAGAAAAUAUAUUGAAAAAGAGCUGUGACUGCAAAUCAGUAAAAUAUAUAAUAUGUUCACACAUCAUCUUUUGUGUUGACAAAGAGGGAUGGCAAAAACAAACAGUAACUCCUUUUCUGAACAAUAAUUAUUGCAUUUACAACAAUACAGUUAUUGUCUCCUUGUUUAUUUGUAGUAGUAUUGUAAGUUUUGACAAAUGACAGGAAAUAAAAAACAUACAGUGUGUAUAAUA